AUGUCUCUACACUUUAGCUCCUGCAACGACAGCACAGUAGAUGACUCCAGCCAGAGAAUGCUGAUUCUAAGUGAGGGAAAAGAUCUUGCAAGCGAGAGUAUAACAGAACCCACACAGUCAGUGUACGAAAACAGCAAUAAGUCUGUCUUAGGUGCCCCAACAAGGCCGCCGUUCAAACUAGGUUCGGGUUACGGCACUGCAAAAGCAAAAGCCGCCAAGAGUCCUUUUACAGCACACACAGUACCUGUGGAAGAAAUCACCAUACCCAACGAUGGCAACCUCUCUUUGUUCACAAGCGUUCAGCUGGCUAACUUUCUCAAGUGCCUCAAAAUCGACGAGAGAAUCAUCUCCCAUUUGUACAGAAAGUCGGUCGACGGCAAACGUUUCGGCAAAAUGACCGAUUCAGAGCUGGAGACUCUAGGUAUGAACAACCCCGUAGUCGUAUUCUUCAGAAGCAAGAGCAGUGGCAAAAGUAAAAAGAAAGGGCCGUUCAUGUUGUAG
This is a messenger RNA of Candidula unifasciata, 501 nucleotides long. Lineage: Eukaryota; Metazoa; Mollusca; Gastropoda; Stylommatophora; Geomitridae. The record is from the annotation of a GenBank genome assembly.